AUGAAGAAAAUCAGCUGGUUCACCGCCUGGCAUGUCCUCGCUCUCACGACUACUGUAACUGCAAUGCUCCAUCCAGAUUGCGACAUCGCAUCGGAGAUAAGGCGGGCGAAGAAGGAAUGUUUGCGAAGAAUUCGGGAGAUUGGAAACUCAUCGGUCUCAGGCUGCAACAUGACCUGGGAAAAUGCUCUGUGCUGGCCAAGUGCCGAACACGGAGAGACCAUCAGCGUGUCCUGUCCCGCGGUCUUCCUAUACUUCAGUCCCGUGUUAGAUACAAGACUGAACAUACUUCUCUCCUUGCAGGUCUGGUACUUCAUUACAAUACAAACAAUCUACACUGUGGGCUACAGUCUCUCGCUCAUUGUGCUCUCCAUUGCCGUGGUCAUUUUGCUGAUCUUCCGGAACCUACACUGCAAUCGGAAUUACAUCCACAUCCAGCUGUUCAUCUCUUUCAUCCUCCGGAGUUUGUCUGUGAUGAUCAAGGAUGCCGUACUCUUUGGCAACGCCAACACUGACCACUGUGACCUCUCCACGGUGGGCUGCAAGGUAGCAGUUGUGUUCUGCUAUUUCUCCACGAUGACAAAUUACUUCUGGUUGUUGGUGGAGGCUCUGUAUCUCAACCUGCUGCUGCUGGUCACGUUCUCCUACGACCGAGGUUACAUGUGGUGGUGGAGCCUGCUGGGUUGGGGUGUUCCAAUUGUGUGCACGGCAGCCUGGGUGGUCACUAAAUUGCAGUUUGAGAACACAGAGUGCUGGGAUGUUAUAGAAGACUCUCCAUAUUGGUGGAUUGUCAAAGGACCAAUUGUGGCCUCUGUUGCAAUCAAUUUGGUGCUUUUUGUUAACAUCGUCAGGAUCUUGGUUCAAAAACUGAUUCCCAGAGAGCUGCAUCUGGCCAAUUCCUUGCAGUACAGGCGUCUGAUGAAGUCCACCAUGCUGCUGGUUCCUCUGUUUGGGAUCCACUACAUUGUUUGUGCCUUUCCCCCAAACGGAGCAGUGCUGGCAAUAAAGCUUUACCUCGAACUCUGCAUCGGGUCAUUUCAGGGUAGAGGAUUCUAA
Molecule: messenger RNA, 1053 nt
Organism: Amblyraja radiata (thorny skate)
Lineage: Eukaryota; Metazoa; Chordata; Chondrichthyes; Rajiformes; Rajidae
Product: growth hormone-releasing hormone receptor-like
Exons: 11
Coding region: 1-1053 (350 amino acids)
Biological process (GO): adenylate cyclase-activating G protein-coupled receptor signaling pathway; cell surface receptor signaling pathway; positive regulation of cell population proliferation
Cellular component (GO): plasma membrane
Molecular function (GO): peptide hormone binding; growth hormone-releasing hormone receptor activity; G protein-coupled peptide receptor activity
Source: RefSeq, a predicted model, not a curated record